Triticum aestivum (bread wheat) is the source of this 3579-nucleotide messenger RNA. RefSeq lists its product as uncharacterized. The record is from RefSeq and is a predicted model, not a curated record. NCBI's taxonomy places the organism in Eukaryota, Viridiplantae, Streptophyta, Magnoliopsida, Poales, Poaceae. The transcript is spliced from 2 exons. The coding region runs from base 1808 to 2839 and encodes 343 amino acids.
ACAAAGUGUAGACUAGAGGAGGGGAACAAAAUCCCUAGGCGCUGGAGGGAUCCGAUCGUGCCUGGCAUCUCCAUCCCCUCUUUCCCCCGCCUCCUUCUUCCACCUCCGGCCGCCGCCGCGGCCAGGCCGGCGUGGCGGCGCACCACCCAGCACCUCCACCUACUCCACAACGCCGCAUCAUCUCCAUCCGCGCUACCGCAACCCAUCCAUCCACCAGCGCCAUCACAUCCAGCCACCACAACCUCACGCGCCCUACCAGACUAGAGGUCGUGGUUGUCUGGUGCCCCGCGCAAGUCCUCACCUCUGCUUGUGCCCGACUGCUGCUGCUCAUUCCCCUGCCUCUUCAUCUCCUGUGCCCCCUGCUGCUCUUCCUUGCCGAAGCUCUUCUCUGAACCUCUCCUCCUCCCAACGUCCCCCUGCUGCUCCUUCCCCUUCACUUCCUGCUGCCGCUCCCCAACUUCUCUUGUUGCUCCUCCUCUCCUCCGUCUUGAUGCUGCUCCUUCCCCCGUUGCUUCUUCUUCUUUAUCUUCCCCUGUUGCUGCUUCUUCUCUCAAUCUCGCUGCUGCUCUCUUCUCCCUAAAACUGCUACUGCUCCUUCUCCUCACGCCCCUGCUGCUGCUCCUCUUCUUAACCCCAGCCGCAGCUCUCUUCUUCUCUCUCAAGCUUGUUGCUGCUUCUCCCUUCUCCAACCUCCUGCUGCUGCCUCCUUCUCCUCUUGCCCUAUUGCUUUUCCUCCCCCUCCAACCUGCUGCUACUUCUUCUCCCUCAAUCUCCUGCUGCUGCCAUCUCCCUCUCUCUAAAUUUCUGUAGAUUUGAGAUCGAAUGUAAUAUUCAGAUUUGUCUAGUGCUAUGAUAUGUUUAGUUUCAGACUCAAGCUUGUGUGGUUUUAAAUUGUUGAUCUGAAAACUGAAUUGUGGCAUAUGACUCUCUGUUCUUAUGUGUGGUAGUUAAACCCAUCACUUGUGUUUUGUACUUCUUGAAUAAAGGAGUUCAUCGUGUAGUACCUGUGGUAGCUUUGUACCUGUGAUAUAAAUAUAUAUUUGUAUGGUGAUAUAUUUCUGUCCUUGACACAUUAUUGUUUCUUCCGUCUGUUACAUUGUAUGUUAGUUAUAUAUGUUUGUGUGGUGAUAUCAAGUACCUGUGAUGUAUACAUAUGUGAGUGUGAUUGUGAUGUGAAAUUUCUUUCCUUAUUCCGUAAUCUUACUUUUGCCCCUUUUACAUACUUUCUAGUAAUAUAUGUGUUCUUUUAUUGUAGAUUUCCUUUUGUAGUCUAUGUAUGCAUGUGUUGAUGUUUUAUUAUCUCUAGUAAAACAAAAAUACCAAAAAUAUAGUGAAGAUAAUCUGAACCUCCCUUUGCUUCUUUUCAUUUACUUUGUCUGUUGAUUUUCUGGAACUGUCUUAGAUAGCUUAGGUUUAUUUUCCUUGUAAUCGUCACUUAAAUUGUCUAGCCUAGCUUUAGCCAAGCAUCAUCGCUGAUCAUUUAGUCCCUGUGAAGAACACGACAUCCGUAGUUUGGGGCGUAAAAACCCCGCUAUACUUUCAAUUGAUCAUUUUGGCGCCGUUGCCGGGGACUAGCGUCGAGCGUUUGUGUGAGGCUUUAGACUAGGUUUUUCUUGUUUUUUCCUUUGUGCUAUAUAUUUGUGAUAUAUCUCUAGCCACUAACCCCUGUUUUAGUUAGUAUCUUUUUGUUUUCUCUUCCUUUUUGCAGGUUGGAUUAUCCUCUCAGUUAUGGCUUACUAUUCAGAUCAUCAGGCUUAUGCGAGCAACACUACAAACAGCACAGAAAGUGUUCAAGAACUGAUAGGAGAUGUGUCCAAUGGAGUUAAAUGGUCCUCCAUUUGGUCAACCAACAACUCCAGCACCUUUCGAGCAAUCUCAUGUGCAAGUGCGCACACAAGAUGAAUUUGAUGAUAUAGAGAAGCUCACAUUGCUUAGUCUCGAGUUCACUUCGAGUGCCGAGGAUGAUCCUAUUAGGAAGGUUAUACUAGAUGAAAUGAAGAAGAUCAAGAGUGGAAAAGAGCUAGUGGAAGAAGUAAGGAAGAUUGAGAAGAACAUCAACGCUGGCAGCACUAUUUCUUCACAACUUGAGUUGAGUGUGGCUGAGAUAUCCAUGGAUACAUGUGAGGUUCCAACACCUUCACAUUUCGUUGAGCAAGAUAGCAAGUGCCUUGAGCAAGAGAUACCUCAGAUUGAAGAAGAUGAACUAGAAGACAAGGAACAAGAUGGUCAAGAGCUGCAAUUCCCAAGUGAUCAAGUUGAAGACUCAUCAUCUAUUACUCCUGAAGAAGUACAAGAAGCUGCUGUAGAUGAAGAUGAAGAACAUGAGAUUCAUUUGCCUAUUGUCGUACCAGAGCGUGAUGUGUCAGGUUUACUCAAUCCUCUUGAUGACAUGAUGCCUUGUGAUUUCUUUGCUACCACCUUGCAUUACAUGAUGCCAUCUGUUAAAGUAGAUUUGAAAAAGUAUUUGCUUGGAUAUGAUCAUAUAUACCCUGUUAGUGGCAUUACUCACAUUAAUGAUGAUCACAUUUACUUUCCUCGUGCUAGACCUAUGCUUAAUGAAACAUAUCAUUCUUAUGCUAGUCUUGAGCUUAAUGAAAAAUAUCAUCCUCAUGUUAGUGUUGACUUUGCUCAUUUCUACCAUUCUAAACAUGUGCUUUAUAGCUAUGCUUAUGUAAUUGGGUACUCUAUUGAUGAUUUAGAGGGCAUCUACCCUAUCACUUGUAGUUGUUGUUUGUGUGAGUCCUAUUUCAGGUUUUUGCUUGUGCAUGAAUCAAUACAUGCUGACCAAGUUCGAGAUGACAUCCCAUGGGAUCCUGGUGGACCCAAAGCAUGGCGAUGAGGAGAAGCAAUGGGGCACACACGAUGAAGAGUGAAGCUGGAGCAUCCAUGAGGAAGCAAAGGAGAAGAGGAGCAGCUUAGAGAUGAUCGAGCGAGUGUUACACCAUCAAAACCCGGUGAGCUGUUUCAUGACCCCAAUCUGAAUACCAUCAUACAUUAUACAUGCUGUAAUCAACCGUUAUUUGGGUUGCUUGAGUCAUUUCUUAAAUACCGUCCCAUUGAAUUUUACCGUCGACAUAGGGCGAUUGAUGUGAAUAUGUGAACUGAGUGUUGAAUGCCUUGUAAACUAGUGAUCUAUACAAUGCUUGCCUUGCUGAAAGUAGUGGAAGUUAUUAGUUUUGAGUGCUCAAAUCCCGGGUACACUAGAAAACUUAAUCAUUUUCUGCUUUUACCUCGAUACACCUAGAUCACCACGUUUAGAUGCUGAAUUUGUGCCAAGUGUGUCCCCAUUGAGAGCAAUCACCUAACCACUAUGGAUUAGCAUGCUAUGUUCCCUGGAUCGGUAGCAUGUGAACCAGACAUGGAGAAGUGAUGAUUCCUGUUUUUGUGCUUAUGCGUUGUUCAUUUAAGAUAAGUAAUAAUGAAUAAAUAAGUCUGGUCUACCUACAGUAGCAUGUCAUGUUCCCUGGAUCGGUGGCAUGUGAAAUCUGGUAGCUUGGACAGUAAUAAAUAAAUAAAAAUGUAAUUGUCAAACUAGGUGUAUACCAUGUUCCUGGGAUCGGUGGUAUGUUCCUUUGGGGA